Messenger RNA from Plutella xylostella (diamondback moth), 792 nucleotides. RefSeq names its product Proteasome assembly chaperone 1 (gene PSMG1). Gene Ontology annotation, cellular component: endoplasmic reticulum. The record is from RefSeq and is a predicted model, not a curated record. Gene Ontology annotation, biological process: proteasome core complex assembly. Lineage: Eukaryota; Metazoa; Arthropoda; Insecta; Lepidoptera; Plutellidae. Gene Ontology annotation, molecular function: proteasome binding.
UCUAAAUAAAUCAAAUUCAAAGUUUCUUUACUUUGUUUUUAGCAAUUAAUUAGAAUUAAAUAGGUACAGGUAUUUAUCCAUUGAACCAUGACUACAUUUGGAGAAAUAGUAGAACCAACAAGUCGCACAGCUUGGGAAGAUUGGGAUGAUAUUGAAAAUAGAAUAGAUAGCCACAUCUCGAAGUUAGCUUGGGAAAAAGAUGUUCCAGUGCCUGGGCAAAUUGAAAACUUGUUCAUACUUGAAGGAAACUAUCUCUCUGAAUGUGUCAAAUCGCAAACACAUCUUAAAUUGCAACUAAUUGAUUCCAUCCCAGAAGUAAACCUGAAUAUCUUCAAUGCUGUGGGCACCUUCAACUAUUUUGUCACUGUGAAAUAUUACAACUUGGUUUUGAGCAGUGAAAUUGUAGAAUGCUUGAAAGGUUAUCUCAAAGUUGCCCGCAAUGUUGUAGCAUUACAAACAAAACCUCUACCAGAGUUUCAGACAUCAGUGCUAACUAACCAAGAUUGUAUCAUAAGGACUUUAUCAACCACAUUGCCAGUCUCUAUUGAUAUAAAGUAUCCUAAAUUGGAACAGCCUAAUAUUAUUUCUGGAAUUUCAGCUGGAGUGCUCAGCCUGCGAGAACAUCUAGAUAUGAGCUGUGUAGCAAUCAUUUGCUUUGUCGAACAGCUAGAAGAGGUUCAUGAAGUGAAAACACUGUUGGAGAAAUUUAACAUUGUGAGGAAUGUCAAUACCAAACCUGCUAAUGUGCUAGAUUCUAAUUUGUACAUAUGAAUAAAACCUCUUUUUAAGUUA